AGGCCUUUGUGAGUCAAUCAAGCGAUUUAUUGUGGUUGUUAUGGAUAUGCGUUAACGUAGUUGCUACUGUAAGGUAGGUAUUUUUACUAUAGGAAGGGUUGCUGAAAAGCAUAGCAUGUGGUCGGUGUACACCGCCGCAAUCAUCAACAGAAAAGAGCUCAAUGGCUUAUGCGACAUACUCGUAACUGUACAAGUUAAAUGCGCGGUCUCUUGGGCAUGCGGGGACAGAGCUGGUUCUCUCCUAAACGCAUAUGAAAGCCUACUACAAGUCCAUCGUCCUUGUCUUCACUCUAUGUCUUAUCUCGUGGACGUGCAAAGCCAGUCCGGUUAAAUCCGGAAGCCCUGGCACGAUCGAUACAAGUGGCAAUACCGCCCCUAGUACCAAUGAUGAUGGGACAAUUGUCCAAAGCCCAGACAACACGGAAAGUCCAACUGAAGUGCAGAGUCCUGGAGGGUUCGAUUCGGGUUCGCCUACGGAAGUCGACACAGAUAACGACAUUCCUGCUACGGGACAAACACAACAGUACGAAUACAUAGGCCCGUUGUUCGUGAGGCUCAAGGUAACCAUGGGCAGCGCCCUCUUCACCAAGCUUGUUGAGCAGGCAACGGAUGUAACGAUGGUGGCAUUGAAGAAGGAAGCAGUGAUGGACAGAAAGUACGACCGGUUUCGAGGAUGCGAGAUGUUUGAAUAUCUUUACAGCGAAAAUAAGGGCAGAAUGAUCGCCGCUAAACCGACGCGGCCUGGACAGAGGAGCAGGACAGCGUAUGGGAAAUUUAUGAACGAAGAGAAAAGACUAAAGUUGAAGGCGCAGUUUGAAAUCAAGAAAUGUGCAAGGGACGCUCUCAACGAGAAAAAAAGUGCUUCCUGAAGGCACGUAUCAAUAGCUCACGUCUCUACCACAAUACUAAGAAUUGUCUCGUAUGGUCAGCAUUUGCAAUUAAGCCAAAUGCAUGUACUCAUCUAAUGAUAAACGCGUUAGUUCGAGAGACUCACAAUUUCGAGCUAUGGAAAGGAUAUUAAUGCAACUAUGUACCUGGAUGUACAUUCGAAACAAGAUCACAUCAACUAUUCUCACGUCAGCCUGUUCCGGCGAGCAUAAGAACUUGAGCUGUAAAUGAGAACUGAUGUUGAUCUUUUUCACCUAUCCUGUGGUUCACU
This is a messenger RNA of Desarmillaria tabescens, 1159 nucleotides long. RefSeq lists its product as uncharacterized. The record is from RefSeq and is a predicted model, not a curated record. The transcript is spliced from 4 exons. The coding region runs from base 252 to 869 and encodes 205 amino acids. NCBI's taxonomy places the organism in Eukaryota, Fungi, Basidiomycota, Agaricomycetes, Agaricales, Physalacriaceae.